GAGUAUAAAUACUGAAGCGUUUGAGUGCAGCAUAUACAGUUUCGAUCGACUCUUACACAAUAAAACACAAAGGAACAAUAUGAGUUCCGCAUUUCAACAAAGCUGCCUUGUGAUAGUUUUUGGAUGCCUUUUGCAAACAGGACAAGCCCAAAGUAAUGCUGAAUUCACGAUUAAAGCUCGACAAAUGCUCGCAAUCUUUGGUAACCCUUCAGUCGACAGUAACACCAAAAGCCGAAAUUUGCCUGCAUUGGUGGAGUUCUAUGAGAAAUACUACAAUCGUCUGCAAACAAAUCAGGAACGGGCAAAUGCCAAUAAUGUAGUGCAGAGGUAUCGGGCACAAAAAGUCCAAACUGUGGAUGGAGUUCCCGCUCAGGGAGGAUUCUGGCUGGUAUUACCUUUGCUUCUUCCCUUUGUAGCCUCAAUUGUGGAAGGCAUUGCUAGGGCUGUUGCCAAUUAAGAGAACAUUU
Molecule: messenger RNA, 467 nt
Organism: Drosophila gunungcola (fruit fly)
Lineage: Eukaryota; Metazoa; Arthropoda; Insecta; Diptera; Drosophilidae
Product: protein Turandot F
Exons: 2
Coding region: 80-457 (125 amino acids)
Biological process (GO): immune system process
Source: RefSeq, a predicted model, not a curated record